AUGCACAGACGUUACCAGAAGUUCAAUGCCGCGACAACCCCUUGGCCUCGAGGAUUCGAACUUCCUGCUACCUGGGAGCCAGACAAGACCUCCCAGAAAUCAUACAUCAAGCAGACGGGUUCUCUAAACUUCCUUUCCACGGGAACAAGACCUGACAUUACUUACACAACGAAUCGUCUCUGCGAGGCGAAUGCUGGACCAUCUGACCAGCAUAAGCAACUACUGAAACAUCUGUUCAGAUAUCUCAUCGGAACUGCAGAUCUGUCCCUCUGCCUAGGUGGAACACAUUCCAUUACUGACCUUCCGCUGAUUGCAUUUGCCGAUGCAGCGUUCGCAGAUCGGAUUCCGACUCGCCAUUCGACUGCUGGCUACAUCGUUCUUCUAGCCGGCUGUCCCAUUCUCUGGAAGUCCAAGAGACAGACCAUCGUCGCACUCUCGACAACAGAAGCAGAAUUUAUGAACCUGACACCAACUGGACAAGCUCUUCUGUGGAUUCAUCGCACUAUUCAGAACCUUGGAAUCCGAUCUAGCAAACCGGUCAUCGUAUUCACAGACUCUCGAAACGCACAACUGACAGUUCUCAACCCAAUGAACUCAGCUCGCACGCGACACAUUGAUACUCGUUUCAAGUGGAUCAUUGACCGCACAAAUCAAGGAGACUUUGAUAUUCAACAUGUCUCAACGCAAGACAUGACAGCUGACGGCUUGACAAAACCACUCUCUCAGGACCGUCAUGUUGCUUUUGUUCGUCUACUUGGGCUUACAUCUCCUCCAAUGCUUAAGUAG
Messenger RNA from Purpureocillium lilacinum, 786 nucleotides. NCBI's taxonomy places the organism in Eukaryota, Fungi, Ascomycota, Sordariomycetes, Hypocreales, Ophiocordycipitaceae. The record is from RefSeq and is a predicted model, not a curated record.